Aspergillus costaricaensis CBS 115574 is the source of this 543-nucleotide messenger RNA. RefSeq lists its product as uncharacterized. Bases 1 to 504 code for a protein of 167 amino acids. The transcript has 2 exons. Lineage: Eukaryota; Fungi; Ascomycota; Eurotiomycetes; Eurotiales; Aspergillaceae. The record is from RefSeq and is a predicted model, not a curated record.
AUGGCACACCCCAAUUGCUAUCAGCCUAAUGGCAAGUGCGAAUUCUCGGAUGGUGGAAUACCCGGAUCAUGCUCUGACACCUCGGGCAUGCUGACAGACGCGGAAGUCGCGUCAAAGAACAAUUCACUCGAUGUCCAUACGUUCUAUGAUCCGGAGACAACGUUCACCUUCAGCCGAUGCCUGAGCGGGUGGAUGACCUGGGCAAUCGACCAGGAUGAUGGCGAUUUUGACGCGCUUGCCGGAGUUAUCGGCGAGGACCUCUCAGUCAUCCAGAUGCAGGGUGGUGGCUUAUCCGGGGAUGCUGCUAACGCCCUGGCUGACGCUUUAGCCGCCUAUACUGGCCAAAACGGCUUCGUCACACCGCGCUGCACUGACGGCUCAAGUGGGGAGAAGAACCCCGACCAGGUGUGCCCAUCAGGAUACAUGUCGGUCAGCACUGCGCACAAUCCCCUGCAGGCGGGCAAUAAGGAGCUCCAUGGCGACUGCUCUGAGGGAUGGUACUAGCACAUCUGCUGUCCCAAGGAUGCCAUGCCCAGAACAGCG